Molecule: messenger RNA, 1008 nt
Organism: Colletotrichum chrysophilum
Lineage: Eukaryota; Fungi; Ascomycota; Sordariomycetes; Glomerellales; Glomerellaceae
Exons: 2
Coding region: 1-1008 (335 amino acids)
Cellular component (GO): mitochondrial inner membrane
Source: RefSeq, a predicted model, not a curated record
AUGUCCUUCAGCAUGGCAAUCCGCCAAGCGCCCCCGCGCCUGGCGCAACGCAUCCCCCAGCUCACCCGAGCCAUCCACACAACCCCCAAGACGCCCCUCACCAGGAGGACAGCGACGAGCGCGACGACCUCGACCUUCUUCACCGCCCGCAAUGCCUUCCGCAACUCCGCCCGCGGCUACAUGCAGCAGGCGACCGCCGUCCAGGGCGAGAAGGCCUCGCCGCUGCGCAAGAUGCUCGUCGGCGGCGCCAUCUUCGGCGGCACCCUGGUGGCCAUCAACGCCGUCUUCAACCGCGAGACGAGGGACGACGGCGGCAUGCCCGUCUACGAGCGCGAGUACCUCAACGACACCUUCCUGCACACCGGUCUGGGCGUCGGCAUCAUCGCGCUGUCCGCGAGGCAGAUGAUCCAGAGCGGAUUCGUCUACCGCCUGAUGGUCACGAACCCGUGGGUUGUCGGUCUCGGUGGUCUGGCGUUGAGCUUCGGUACCAUGUACGGCACCCGUGCCAUCUCUCCUGACAACUACAUCCCCAAGUACGCCAUGUGGACGGCCUUCAACGCGACCCAAGCCGCCAUGAUCGCCCCGCUCCUGACGAUGGUCCCCGGCGCCCUCCUCGCCCGCGCCGGCCUCUACACCGUCGCGAUGAUGGGAUCGCUCUCCAUCGUCGGCGCCACUGCUAAGCAGGAUAAGUACCUCUACAUCGGCGGACCCCUCCUGGCCGGCCUCGGCGUCGUCAUCGCCUCCAGCUUCGCGCCCAUGAUCCUGCCCGCCACCGCCAUCCGCACGCUCGCCAUCACGGAGAGCAUCUCGCUCUACGGUGGUCUCGCCGUCUUCGGCGGUUUCACCCUGUACGACGUCCAGAAGAUCCUGCACCACGCCCGUCUGGCUGAGCGUGGCGUCAUCCGCAAGGAUGCUGUCAACGAGAGCAUUGCGCUUGAGCUCGACUUCAUCAACAUCUUUGUGAGGAUGGUGCAGAUUCUGAUGAUGCAGAACAACCGCAGGAAGUAG